CGCCCAUGGACGUUUCUGGGAGCGAGGAAGAGGAGAAAAACGACGAGGAAAUCGAUGUUUUGUCACCCAAUUUUAAUCCUUUAAAAGCAUUAUAUGCUUCAAAUGUAACCCUUCCAGUUGCGGAUGCUUCUAUUUUCAACAAUUUAGCUGAAUAUGAGCGUUUUAUGAGCAAAGAUGAAGAGGAGACGAAAGGACAAGAGCAAAAAUGUGCUCCGCCGUCAAGGCGUGCAUUGGAGCGGCGUCACUUAGAGCACAUGAGAGAAAAAGAGAAAGAGCUUCCAAGGAGUACAUACCAACAAAGAAAGAUGUUUCAGCUCAACGUCAUAUCUCGCAUGGAGAGUGAACAUACAAAGGAAUCGCCUUUAGAUCUUCUGAGGCAAUGUGUUGAGAAGCGAUGUAAAGUCCGGGUAUGCAUCCGUAGCUUCAAGGGGCUUCGUAGCAUCUGCAUUGGAUAUCUGGUGGCCUUUGACAAAAUCUGGAAUAUGGCUCUGACAGAUGUUGUUGAAAUCUACAAGAGGCCUUCAACUGGAAAGAGAUUCCAUCAUGAAGAGAAAGUCACAUACUCCAUGAUCAUGUCCAACUUGAAUCCUCCGCCCAAGAAACCAGACCCUCCCAAGCCUUCGGAGCAGGAACAGAAAGGCGCUGGUGGCAAGAAGCGCGCCAAGGAGUGCAAGUUCUGCCGCAUCAAGCACGAAGCUCUCAUGGAGCAGCGGGCUGCGAGUGAUUCCAGAGAUGCGGAGGCAUCUCAAGAUUGGUCCAAGAGCGAGAGCAGCAGUAGCGGGACUGAUGAGUACUCAAGCACAGAGGAGAGUGAAGGUGAUGGAGAGAAGGAGGUGGACAAAGUGAAAAUGGAGAAGGCAAGGAGAAGGCAGAAGACACCUAGAAGGCCGUCUAGAUUAUGUCCGAAUGGCCAUGAAAGACCAAGAACCCAAUCUCGGAGACCCCAAUCCUCCAGAUCUGAUGACAGUCGGUCUAGUAAGAAGGAUUUGACUGGUGCUAAUGUUGCUGCAGAAUCAACCUCAAAGACAUCUACCUCUUCUGUUGUCAAGAGAAUGGCUUCAGAAUCAUCAGACUCUUUAUGGACUGCAGCUUCGAGCUCAGGUCCUAGACUAGCAGAGGGAGCUGGGAUGAGUACAAAGGAGGGGGUAUCUGUCAAGGAAUCUGUUGCUACGGCUACUGCCUCCACUCAAGAAUCAAAAACAUCUUCCGCAAAGGCUAAGAACUCAUCAUCAUCAAAUCUGUCGGAUACUAGAAAGUCAGAUUUACUUCUUUCUAGAAUGACUACAUCAGCAACAAAUCAAGAAUCGUCUACGUUAUCAUCACAUACUUCAACAACAGCAUCAUCGACUUCAAAGACAUCCUCUACAUCAUCAUCAGUAUCAAAACAAACAUCAAAAUCGAGAACAUCAUCUGCACCAUCACGAUCAUCAUCAAGUAAAAAAUCAACUGCAUCAUCAUCUUUGUCACAAGCGUUUUCAAAGACUCUUACGAUUGGCAGAGAGCCUGUGAAACUCACAGACGUGAAGAGUCAGGAUGGUAAGGAGACAAAAACCAUGAAGGACGUCGUUCAUCUCGACCCAAAGACCGGAAAGCGUCUGAUUCAGCCGGAGGAGUUCAAGCGUCGUCAUGUCAACCAACUCUUCAUUCGCGGGGACCAGGUGGUCUUGGUCUCGGUAGACAGUGACAUGGUGGAGGUGGAUUUAAAGAAGGCUGCUGAAAAAUCGGAAGAGAAAUCGUCCGUUGAGGGCCGGAAGGGCGUUAAGCAAUCCCACGUAUCCUUUUCAUGGAGUUAGCACCUUUGUGCUCUCAGCAGGGGAAAUGAGUUUGUUCCAUUUUCAGGACUGCGCCAUGGCCAAGAUGGUUGUGCGACAUGUGCUCCGGCGACAAUUGUUCCGCUGUCAAUAUCCUACAUUAACUGGAUUCUGAACUUCAACCCUGGACCAAAUGCUAUACUUAACCAUAACUGUAACCCUACCCAACUUUAAACCCAGUUUCAACUCCAACUUCGACCCUUUAUUUUUGAUGAAAGAAAGCGUAGAGCAUUGUUGCCAGAGCAAACGGCAGAUUACCUGGAUAUCUCCCGGAAAUCAUGAAAUCUGUACUUCCAUGUAAACAAAAAAUGAUAUUAUAGUGUCUUUGUGUCCAUGGGUGACAUAGAUGAACUCUUGAUACAAGUAUGAAGGCAGUGCCUAAAACUGGUGAAAAAUUAGAUGAAAAUUGUUUGCUGAGUGCCAGAAGGAUGGUCAGCUAUUGCACUUUUAAUACAGGGAGUUAAUGCUCAUUGGGCUGUCUGCAGAGUCUAGUCCUCUGUUGAAACUUGAAAACCAGAAGGGUAUUAACUAUUAGCACUGUAAAUGGAAUUCACACCCUUGCGGCUCUCGGCAAACAAAUAUUAUUUGGGUUCAUUUUCAGGAAAGUGCCAUGACAAAUAAACAUGUUCAGGAAAUCAUGAGAACUGUACUCCCACAUUCCUUUAAAGAGAUUAUAAAGCUUAUUUGUACCCAUGGAUGAAGUAGAUGAACUUUCGAUACAAGUUGAUGUAUAUAUAGACAGUGCCUUCAAUAUGGGUCAAAAUCAGAUGAUAAAUUAUCAGCCAAGUGCAAGAAGGGUGAUAAGGAAUUUAACUUUAGUUUACAUGUAGUUAUGGCCUAUUAGGCUCUCUGCAGAUUGGUGAUAUGGGUCCAUUUGAGAAAGUGUGCUGUGGCAGAGAUACAUAUGUCCAGGAAAUCAUGAAAGCUGUUCUUCCAUUUAACAAAUGAGAUCAUAGAAUGUCUCUGUGUCCAGGAAUGAAAAAAGAUGAACUUCAGUUACAAGUACGAAGACCUUACCUUCACUGCUAUCGUAUCUCAGUGUUCAUGAUUAUGAUAUAGAAAUGAAUGUAUCAUUAAAUCAUGGUUGCAUGAGCUUUAGGAAAAGGCAUUUACAUUUAUAUGAAAAUAGGCUGAAAGAAAUUGCUGGGAUAUAGUUGAUUUUAGUGAAUAAUUUCAGUGUUUUAAUUAUGAAUAUGUGUUAUUUGAAACAAAUGGCGGAUGUCACAAGUACCUAUCAAAGGAAAAUGCAUCAGCAAAGCAGUUGCAAAGGUAUUUUAAAUCUAAUUUGAAAGUGAAAGCAAUUUUAAAGGGCGUUGCAGGGAUUUGCUUGGUGAAAAUCUCAGAAACUAGUGAAAGGGCCAAAAUGUUGUAAACAAUAAUAAUUGAAACUUUCCUAUAAGUAUGGUGGCAAGAUAUUUUCAAAUUUCAGUUUUGCAACUGGCAGUGUUUUAUUCAUCCCAUUUAUUGAGUACAAAAUGAGGGAUGCAGUUUUCACUCAUUGAGAGAAAAACAGUCUUUUUUACCGCAAAAGAAGUGGAUGCUAUACGAUAACACCAAAGGAAAACAAAAUUGUUACACUUUUACUUUAUUUUUUUGAAUUAAUUUUUAUUGGCAUCAAUAUAGCAAAGUAUAAAACAUUUUAGUGUUCCACAAAAAAUGGAUAUAUAUAUAAAACAUACCAUUGAACAUUCUGAAAUUAGUAUAUAUUUUCAUCAACACUGAUAAUUGUUAGAGAUGUGUAGGCUACAACUCUGGUUUGUUGAUCCAAGUGUACUUCUAGCAGAUAUAUUUUUUUUUCAAAUUUUCUGAAUUAUGAUUGUAAACAACUUCAUGUUUAUGUUCCAAUGUUUAACAAAGGAUAAUAAAUUUGUUCAAUUAUUUUUUACCUGUAUAACAAAAUGCAAGACCUGGUCUAUGAUUUUGUGUUUAGAGCCUCAAUUUAGAUCAAAUUUUAAUUUGCCUUGUGCUAUUAGUAAUCUUUUAUUUGAUUUUGUUUCUUAAUAUCAAAUUAUGGACUGAAAUUCUUACUAUCCAUUGCAUUGCCAACAAUAUACAAAUUUCAAUUGCAAAUACGUUAUAAUUUACUCUUAUGAAUAACCUGUCAAUCAACAUCAAGACACACAUUUUGGCAAGUUACUUAUUUUUCCUCAAACAGAAAAUUUAAAUAGAAAUCACCUACUUCUCCAUCCUAUAAGUUUAUGUUCACCACAACAAAUUUCUAAUGUUUACAUAAAGUUUACAAAUUUGCACACAAACACAGUACAUGUUACUUCUAAUU
Strongylocentrotus purpuratus (purple sea urchin) is the source of this 4089-nucleotide messenger RNA. Its product is annotated as pinin-like. Bases 6 to 1793 code for a protein of 595 amino acids. Gene Ontology annotation, biological process: mRNA 3'-end processing by stem-loop binding and cleavage. Gene Ontology annotation, cellular component: U7 snRNP. The transcript has 5 exons. Lineage: Eukaryota; Metazoa; Echinodermata; Echinoidea; Camarodonta; Strongylocentrotidae. The record is from RefSeq and is a predicted model, not a curated record. Gene Ontology annotation, molecular function: U7 snRNA binding.